UUGGCAGUGUACUAGUGUGCUCAUUUACAUAGUGCGUAAGUUCUUAGACCAAGCGCAAAGAAUGCCAAUUUCAAGUAUGCACGUAAAGGGGGGGGUGGAGACUUAAAAGAGGCUUUCCUAUUGGCCGAUCCGCUCCGUCACUCACAGCAUGUGCGUCACUUCCGUUGUCAGGUGGUGCGGCUAUGGAAAGAUGUGAUCAGUUGUCCUGAAUAAGGCUUUUCCCUCAAAACCCCUGUCGUUAAUCGUGAAAUUUCUCCAGUUCGCUUAAAACAGACCGCGGCUUGGUGGAGUGUAAAUGUUAGUGCACCCCUGCUGAACAUAUAAUCGUCCAGAAAUGAGUGGGAAUUAGUGUACGACAGAGGAUUCCCUCGGCGGUUUCGAUCUGUGAAAUGUCCAAACGCCGUGCUUCGGAACGAGGGGCUGGAGAGUCAUCUGGCAGACCCAGCAAGCUCCUCUGUCCUGGGAUAUCAGGCAGCAAUGCUAAAAGAGCUGGGCCCUUUGUUUUAGGCCCACGGCUGGGAAACUCUCCUGUGCAGAGUAUAGUGCAGUGCCUAGCCAGAAAGGAUGGGACAGAUGAUUUCUACCAGCUAAAGAUACUGACUCUGGAAGAGCGUGGAGACACUGCAGGAGAGACUCAGGAAGAAAGGCAGGGCAAAAUGCUGCUGCAUACAGAGUACUCUUUACUGUCACUGCUCUCCAACCAAGAGGGAGUGGUGCACCACCAUGGCCUAUUCCAGGACCGCUCCUGUGAGAUUGUGGAGGACAUGGAGGCCAACAAAGUGCGAAAGAUGAAGAGGCGAAUAUGUCUGGUGCUUGACUGCCUCUGCGCCCACGACUUCAGCGACAAGACAGCCGACCUAAUCAACCUGCAGCAUUACGUUAUUAAAGAGAAGCGGCUGAGCGAGCGUGAGGCCAUCGUCAUUUUCUACGAUGUAGUGAGAGUGGUGGAGGCAUUACAUAAGAAGAACAUCGUCCAUCGUGACUUGAAGCUUGGAAACAUGGUGCUUAAUAAAAGGACUCAUCGAAUCACCAUCACAAACUUUUGCCUUGGCAAGCAUUUGGUGAGCGAGGAAGAUCUGUUAAAGGACCAGAGAGGCAGUCCAGCCUACAUCAGCCCAGAUGUCUUGAGCGGUCGGCCAUACAGAGGUAAGCCCAGUGAUAUGUGGGCGCUCGGUGUGGUGUUGUUUACCAUGCUCUAUGGCCAGUUUCCAUUCUACGACAGUAUACCUCAAGAACUCUUCCGCAAGAUCAAAGCUGCAGAGUACUCCAUCCCUGAGGAUGGGCGGGUAUCUGAAAGUACGGUAUGUUUGAUCAGGAAGCUUUUGGUGCUUGACCCACAGCAGAGACUUAGUGCCACCGAGGUGCUGGAGUCACUAAGCACCAUCAUCGCCUCCUGGCAAUCUGUGUCCUCCCUGAAUGGCCCUCUACAAGUUGUGCCAGACAUAGAUGAUCAGCUGAACCACCCCGAACAUCUUCAGGAGGCUAAAGUAACUGAGGAGUCAUCUCAGUACGAAUUUGAGAACUACAUGAGGCAGCAGCUGUUGUUGGCGGAAGAGAAGAACACUAUUCAUGAGACCAAGAACUUCCUCAGCAAGAGACAUUUUGGUAAUGUGCCUCCAGUGAGGCGCCUCGGCCACGACGCUCAACCCAUCAGUCCUCUGGAUGCCGCAAUACUGGCCCAACGCUUCCUCCGGAAGUAGUCACUGGGAGUGGAGCGAGCCACGGAACUGGGCACACACUUGUAUGUUUGCGUGAGAGAGUGUGUGCGAACGCACAGUGUGAGACAGGCGGACACACAGGGGCCAAGGAAUAGCUCACCGCUCUGUCGCUCUAUUCAUCCGCCCAGGACACGAACUCUGCCUUUGGGUGGCACACGGGACUCUGAUGAGACACUGACCACCGCCACCACCUCCAUGCCAAUCCUUGCCCAAAUCUGACACACACAUACACACACUCACACACACAUUUUCAGCAAUACCCAAACAGAAUCAUGUAGCAAACGACACAACCCUCCCUUCCUCGUCUCUCCUGUACUCAGCCUCUCCCUCAGCACUUUCAAUGGGAACGGCGCGGUUCCACGAUCAACCCUCUCGUUCUGUCACUUUCUGUUGACCUCAACCAGUCUGUAUCGUUCUCAUCUGUCUGUGACUGCAAAUCUACCUCUUACCAUUUCUCUCUCCCUUUCCUCCUUUUUCAGUCCAUUUUUAACUAUGCUCUCGGUUGUUUUGAAAGCAGGACUCUGUAUUUUAGGGGAGAAAAGCACAGGCUCAAGAGCAUUAGCAUUGUGGUUGUGUAACUAUUCUGUGUCAGAACCAGUGAUUGUUUUUUCCUCACAAUCCGAAUAAGCUUUUUUUUCUCCUCUCAUACAAAAAUGGUAGCAUUUUACAUAAGAUUAUUAUUUUUGUUUCCAUUUAAGAUUUUCUGUAUCACAAUUUAGCAAGCUAUAACCUCAUAUUAUUGAAAUCAUAGCAGAACAUGUUUCCUGUCCUCUAUUUGAAUGGGUUUCUCUUGGCAGCUAUUGUCACAAAUUAUUCCGCCUGGAUGCUUACAACCAAAAGCAUAACUUUGCAUCCAAGCCAGCCAAUAUGGUACGUUAUUCCCCCUCCAGCUUUUAUCCUAUCAAAAGGCAGCAAGGCCACAAUUGUCUUUGUAUUCAUCCAAUCACAAAUGGAAAUAUACAUUUAAGCAUGCAGUAUGCCACUACAGUGGACUCUUAAGAACUGAGCUGAGUGGUAUUGUUGUAGAUUUAGUGUGUCACACUAGGGUUGUGCUUGGAAAACAGGAAGGGAUGGGACAGCUGGUUAUGGGAUGAAACUGUCAGGAAGCAGGGUGGCUGAGCCGGCAGUCAUGCGGAAGUCUAAGCCAAGAUAAGCCCCGCAAGCACAGUCCUUAAGCCCUCCUUUGGGUCCCUCUGUCUAGAACGCCCGCCCUCUGAUAGCAUGCCAAACCAUCAAAGUGCAUCUUCUGUCAUGUCCUGUGUCUCUGGUGCUUUCGUUCCCAACACAGAAUUCAGCUGCAGCUCAGGGAUCGAGAAUUGGCCACAUGGGAAAGUUUUUGGCCACAGUGAUACAAAGAAAACCCAUUGUAUAGAGGACUCAUUUGUAUAGUGAUUUUUCCCCACCUGCCCCUCAUUUGCAUGUAUGGUUAUUAAAGGGUUAGGUUGCCAAAAAUAAAGAUUCUCAUUUAUUCACACUAAAGUUGUCAAACUCGUAUUACAACAUAAGGGUGAGUAAAUAAUGAGAUUUUCAUUUUGGGGUGAACUAUCCCUUUAAAUGCUUCAUGAUCAUAAGGAACGAAAUGCCAUCAAACUCACUCCAUCUGUUGCUUGCAUAAUAUGACUUUGUUUGAGAAUAUUGCAUAGGACACAGAUUCUCAUAAUCUAGUUUGACUGUUUUCAAUCCUGUUUCUAAGCUACCCAUGUGUAUAAAAGCAUAAUUUUGGGAUAUCUUGCCUUAGAUUAUUAACAUAUUCCCAAUUCAACAGUGAGCAGUGAAUAUGUACUUUUGAUGCUAGAAUAUAUAUCUUAGAGUAAUAGGCGGUUGGCUUGCAUCGACCUGUGGACCUGUGGCUUUAGUUUGCGAUGCAUUUAUGUCUGGCUCCACUCAUGUCAUUAAAUGAAAAGGUCAUUCAGUACUGUAGGUCUCAUGACUGGCAGCUUGGCUUGUCAUUUUAAUCUCUUUCAUUUCCUCUCUAAGUAAAGCAUGAUAGUACUUCCUUACCUUUCUGUGACUUCAUUUUAAUUUAUUUACUGUUUAUAAUUCAUCCGCCUCUUGUCUUUUUUCCAAGCUCUGUUGCUGUGGUAAAUGUAGAGAUCAUAUGUCACUCAAAAGCAUUGAUGUGAUCUCUCUUGUUUAUUUUUCUUCUAUCUUCAGUGAAGGUUUUUGUUUUCUUGGCUCUCUGUUCCUAUUUGUUUUUUUGGUUUUGUUUUUUAAUUCUUGAAUAAUUGUCACAACAAUCCUGUUGGUAUAUUAAGCUACACUAAUGAGACUGACUUUGCAUAGCUCUAUUUUUAAAUCAACUAAAUUAUCGUGCUCAUUAGCAUGACAUGUAGAAUCGAUGUAGAGUUUAUCUUGUGAGGUAAGGAUGAUACCGCACUCUGGCCAGUAUGAAUAACACCAUGGCGAAUGGCGUCAGUAGUGCAAAGCCCAGUGCAGGGUAUUUUCAUUAUUUUGGAGAAUCACACGAAGGUUUCCACAUUAGUACUUUCUCAAAGUGAUGUUGCCUGCCACCAUUGAAAGCAUUAGUCUUUUUCCACCUCAAUGUGAAUAUAUUUGGUUGUAAAGCAGUAUUGUAGUGGAAGAUAUAUGUGAAUUGCCAGAGGCUUUUGCAAGCAAAUCAAAGUCCUUCUCUCAAAUUCUAUAAGGAAUUUUCACAAAAGACAUUAUCUCAUAGCAAAUCUGUAUGGUUGCGAUAUGACUGCUGUUGAUGUGGUUGUGUAGUUUGUACCUGAAACCUAGUUGAAAGAAGUUAGUCAGGAUGUCUCUGUUUAACAUGCCCCCUACGCAAGUAAUUGAAAACAGUUUCCCCCUUGCAUAGAUAGUUUUGUGAUGUCCAAAUUCUGUCAGCAGCAUGAGAAGUGUACAUUGUUGAGCUCUGUAUUCAUUUUAGAAGCAAUUAGUGCAUGAUUCUAAUUAGUGCCACAAGAUGCAGCAGAAAUCGCAAUGGUUGUGGGUGUUUUGCAAAUGACUUGCAGUACAAAACAUUUUUUUUUUAUAUAAAAAUACAGAAAGACAGUGCAAGGGCGAAAACUAACAAUUAAGUCUGACUUCAAUUUUCUUUUCUCUUUUGGUCACUUUGUUGAUAAAUUGGGAGAUUUCUCUUUAGAAUUGCUACUUUUUUUUUUCAUCUUUAACUAAAACUGGAAAAUGUAAAAGAUCUGGUGUUCAAUGAAAUAUGAUGAAGCUACUCAAAAGCCUGAGCGUUUGGUGUUGUAAGCUGCUUGGUUAGAAAGGUUUCAAAGGAAAAAAACAAAAAAACUGGGUAAUUGUACAGAUGAAAACAAAUUUGUAUAAAAGACAUAUUUUUGUACUUCAUCAAAUCUCUACUUGCAUGUCAGCAAUAAACUUUGAUAUGGAAAAA
Molecule: messenger RNA, 5079 nt
Organism: Myxocyprinus asiaticus (Chinese sucker)
Lineage: Eukaryota; Metazoa; Chordata; Actinopteri; Cypriniformes; Catostomidae
Product: serine/threonine-protein kinase 40
Exons: 11
Coding region: 390-1700 (436 amino acids)
Biological process (GO): protein phosphorylation
Molecular function (GO): ATP binding; protein kinase activity
Source: RefSeq, a predicted model, not a curated record